AUGGAGACUAUUUCGAGGAUAUCUUCGAUGCUGGAGACAGCUCGAGAGCUCACACUGGAAGCGGCUCAGUCGGCUGGCUCUGCAAAUAUAGCAAAGCCAAAUUAUUCCGCUCGGGGUCUUACCGUAUCUCAUAUCAAAAAGCUCCUAGAGAGCCGCAAUGACCGAGAAGUGCUGGACGGGAUGCGGAGGGUCAUUUCGUUGAUGUACCGCUCGGAACCCUGUCUCCCUUUCUUCUCCGCCGUUGUCAAGAAUGUCGCAAACCCGAAUAUUGAAGUGAAGAAGCUUGUCUACAUCUACCUGCUCCACCAUGCAGAAGCCGAACCCGAUCUGGCGCUGCUCUCUAUCAAUGCGAUACAGAAGUCGCUCACGGACCAGAACCCUCAGGUUCGAUCCAUGGCCCUGCGUACAAUGUCGGGUAUCAGGGUGCCCGUCGUCAGUCAGAUUGUCUCGCUCGCCAUCAAGCGCGGCUGCGGAGAUAUGAGUCCUCACGUCCGCAAGGCAGCUGCGCUGGCUAUCCCAAAGUGUUAUCGUCUGGAUCCAAAUACUCUGCCGCAGCUGGUUGGAUAUGUAUCCACAUUGCUCGGUGACGCCCAAUACUUCGUUGUUGGCCCUGCGGUAGCUGCGUUUAUGGACGUCUGUCCCGAUAGGAUUGAUCUGAUCCACAAACAUUACCACAGUCUUGUGAGAAAGUUAGUUGACAUGGAUGAAUGGAGCCAACUUGCAACGCUACGGCUAUUGACAGUUUAUGGCCGGAAGUGCUUCCCUAGGAAGACGGAGAAAGUCCGAAAGAAGGCGACCAAAGAGUUUUAUGAAGAAGAGGAUCCCCAGGACCAAGGAGAAGAGACAGGUGAAGAAGUCAUCUCUGUGGACCGUGACUUGGAACUGUUUCUACGAGCGUGCAAGCCACUCCUCCAGAGCCGCAAUUCUGCUGUCAUUCUGAGUGUUGUCCGCUGCUUCCUUUACUUGGGAACACCUGAGUAUCUGGAGUCUGCUAUUGGCCCUCUUGUUGCUCUCGUCCGCAGCCCACAGGAUAUUCAGCAUGUUGCGCUCUACAAUAUUGUUGCGGUAGCGCUGGAAGCUCCGAGAUUAUUCGCAAGAUACGCCUACCAUUUUCUUGUGCAUGAUGCAGACCCGCCGCACAUCUGGCGUUUGAAGCUCGAGGUGUUAACAAUAAUAUUCCCCUAUUGCGGCAUGCACCUGAAGGGUGUCAUCAUUAGCGAACUGGAGCACUUUGCACGAGGGCCCGACGUGGAUCUAGUGAAGGAGAGUGUCCGGGCCAUCGGACGCUGCGCGCAGAGCGACAGUCGAACCGGCGACCACUGCCUCAAUGUGCUUCUAAGUCUAGUGACUAGUCCAGACGAGGCUCUAGUUUCUGAAUCCUUGACAGUCAUCCGUCACCUAAUUCAGCAAGAUCCGCUGUCCCAUAAGCAUACAAUCAUACAGCUCGCGAAGAGUCUCGACACGACUACGAGCCCCGAGGCGAGAGCCUCGAUCAUCUGGCUAGUCGGUGAGUUCGCCAGCAACGAAUCAGAGGAGAACAGUAUUGCCCCAGACGUCCUACGAAUUAUCGUACGGGGUUUCGCAGACGAAUCGGAGGUUGCAAAACAGCAGAUUGUUCUUCUAGGAGCCAAGGUGUACCUUCAGCACCUCUUACGCAAAUACCCUCAAAGCAAAGCCAAACCUCCAGAGGAGAUCAAGCCUCCCGUCGAAGAGAUCCGCAACGAGUGGACCGAUACUCAAGACCAAGAACAGGAAGAACAGCAGAACGGCGAUGAAACGGAAAAACAGCCAGAACAAGAAGACAACCUAACACUUCUUUGGCGAUAUGUCCUUCUCCUCGCUCGAUAUGAUACCUCCUAUGACCUCCGUGACCGGGCUCGACUUUACAAAGCCCUGUUAGCGGAUCCCUCCUCAACGCAGCUAGCCAGUCUGCUGCUCUUGGCUCCCAAGCCUGUGCCACACGCACCUAGUCCCUCAGAGACUCGCAAAGAUCUACUCAUCGGUUCAUCAACUCUCGUCGUCGGACCGGAAGCCGGUAUUCAUGGUCUGUCGGGCUACGAAUCUAUUCCUGACUGGGUCGAAUCUGGAAACGAACCAGACCCGCGCCUACGGGAAGAUGCAGCCAAACCAGAACCCACCGAACGGACCCUGACCGCCGGUGAACGCCUCGACAAAGCUCUAAAAGAGCACGGAACAAGCGUCGCAGCCCGCAUGAGACAAAACGGCACAUCUGCCGCCGCUGCGGCAGCAGCUCGAAAGAACAAAUCACUAGACGAGUGGCUUGCCGACGAGGAAGAAGAGUCCGAGGAAGAAUCAGAGGAAGAAGAGACCGAGUCAGAAGAAGAGACGGACUCCGAGGAAGAAGAAGAGGACGAGGACGAGGAGGAGACCGAUUCCGAUGAAGAGGAAGAAACCGACUCUGAAGACGAGAGAGAGACGCAAGGCUUGAUGGCAGGACACGGUCCUUCACGGUCCGGAAUCUAG
Molecule: messenger RNA, 2484 nt
Organism: Paecilomyces variotii
Lineage: Eukaryota; Fungi; Ascomycota; Eurotiomycetes; Eurotiales; Thermoascaceae
Product: adaptin N terminal region-domain-containing protein
Exons: 3
Coding region: 1-2484 (827 amino acids)
Biological process (GO): intracellular protein transport; vesicle-mediated transport
Cellular component (GO): AP-3 adaptor complex; membrane coat
Source: RefSeq, a predicted model, not a curated record